This is a messenger RNA of Lolium perenne, 2433 nucleotides long. Its product is annotated as RNA-binding KH domain-containing protein RCF3. Lineage: Eukaryota; Viridiplantae; Streptophyta; Magnoliopsida; Poales; Poaceae. Gene Ontology annotation, molecular function: RNA binding. The record is from RefSeq and is a predicted model, not a curated record.
CGGCCAGCUCCCCUUCCGGUUCUUCCCCAACCUCUCUCUGUAAACCCUAACUCCGAACCGCAUCAAUCGAACGGGAUUCGAAUCAGGGAAUCGAACGACAAAAACGAACGCAAAAGCUCCCGGAUUGAAUCCACCAAUGGACCGCUCCCGCUCCAAGCGCGGCUACCACUACAACGACCAGGACUCGCCGCCGCCGCCACGCUCCAAGCCACGCUUCGACCGCCGCGGCGCCGGCGGAGGCGGCCCCAACCCUAACGCCAACAACUACCACCGCCGCGGACCCCCCGGGGGCGGUCCCGACCGCCGCGGCGGCUUCCUGCCCCCGGACCCCGCGCCGCCCCCCUUCGCGCCCCCGCCGCCUCCCCCUCCCUCCUCCUCCUCCGCGGCGGCGGGGGGCGGCCCCGCCCCGACCACCUCCUUCCGCAUCAUCUGCCCGGAGUCCAAGAUCUACGGCUUCACCGCCAGCUUCAUCGCCGACGCGCAGGACGACACCGGCGCGACCAUCACCGUCCACGCGCCCUUCGCCGGGGACCCCGUCAGGGCCAUCGAGACGGCCGACGGCGACGCGGACGGCGGCGGCCGCCCGCAGCAGGCCUUCUCGCCCGCGCAGGAGGCGCUGCUCCUGGUGCACCGCCGGAUCCUCGACACGCAGCCCGACGACGGCGACGAGGACGGCGAGUACGGCCCCCGGGGCAAGGACGCACGCGACCGCGGCAAGGUCACCACGCGCCUCGUCGUGCCGCGCCAGCAUGUCGGCUGCCUGCUCGGCAAGGGCGGCAAGAUCAUCGAGCAGAUGAGGUCCGAGACCAAGACGCACAUCCGGAUCCUGCCCCGCGACCAGAACACGCCGCGCUGCGUGUCCUUGUCCGAGGAGGUUGUACAGAUUGUUGGAGAAGGGAAUUGUGUUAAAAAGGCUGUACUAAUUAUCUCUGACCGUCUGAAAGAAAGCUUACACCGUGAUCGUGGUCCCUUCCGCGGACGGAAUUCACCAGAGCAUCGAAUUUCUCAGGCUGAUGAAUACUUGGGUGGUCAGCCGAUGCCUGCAUUUGAAGAACCUUAUGCCCGAUUCGAUCAAAUUAGAAAUAAUGGUAGCAUGGAGCCACCAGGAUAUGAGUUUGAUUCAAAUGGUAGCAAGUUCAAUGAACAUCCAGAGAUGCCGUUUGAUGAAAUCAUAUUUCGAAUUCUUUGCCCAAAUGACAAGGCCAACAGUUUAGUAGGAUCACGUGAUGGAAUAAUAGAGAUGUUACAGGUUGACGUUGGUGUUGAUGUUCGGCUUACUGAUCAUAUUGCUGGAUCUGAUGAAAGGGCUCUAAUCAUCACAUCUAGAGAGGGCCCAGACCACGAGCUUUUUCCAGCUCAAGAAGCAUUGCUGCACAUUCAAACCUAUAUCGUAGAUCUUGGCCCUGACAAGGAUAACAUUAUCACAACAAGGUUACUUGUCCCUUCAAGUGAAAUUGCUUGCUUUGAGGGAAGGGACGGAUCAUUAUCUGAUAUACAGAGGCAAACUAGCGCAAAUAUACAGAUAUUACCAAGGGAGCAAGUUCCAUCUUGCGCUCUAGAAUCUGAUGAGCUCAUACAGAUUGUAGGAGAGAUUAGAGCUGCUCGGAAUGCUCUCAUGCAAGUAACUACGAAGUUACGAAGUUACUUAUACCGUGAGAUGUAUGGUCCCAACCAAAUUGGCAGCAUUAAUGUGCAUGGAUCCAUUUCUCCAGUAAAAGACUCACCUCGUGGACUGUACCCUGGAAAUGACCUUCCAAUGGCCAUGUACCAACAAGCACCACAAAUGACAACUUCUUGGCACUCAAAGGAUAGUGGAGUUAGUGCAAGUGGAUCAUUUGAGCAAGGGAGCAACAUUAACGAUGAUAUAAGGCAAAGUGCUCCAAAACGAUUUGCCGUCCCCCUAGUGACUAGAAGCACAUUAGAAGUUGUCAUACCAAAUAGUGCAGUUGCAAGCCUCAGCAUGAGGGCUGGAAGCAAGCUUGCCCAGAUAAGCGAGAUGUCUGGUGCAUCUGUCACACUUGCUGAAGAUAGACCUGGAGCCAUGGAAAAGGUUGUCCGAAUAUCUGGUACCCCUGAGCAGGCCGACAAAGCUCAGAGCUUGCUCCAGGGGUUUAUACUUAGCAUCCAAGAUGACAUGCCUUCGGGCUAAUGGAGUCAUUGCUGCAUCUUACCCAUCGCAAUGUUCAAUAGGGCCAUUUGUCUAAUUCUUUCGAGGAACUGCCUGCGUAGUUUAGGUGGAGUGCAUGAGUUCAUGCGAGAUGUUUAUCUUCUAGCUGUAUAAUUUUUUCCCUGAUUAAGCCUUGUGGCUAUACAUGUACAAGUGUUCAUGUAUGAUAUUAGCUGUUAUGUAGCCAAGAUGUGCUUGGUCUUUCCCACAUUAGAAUGAACAGGCUUGUAGAACAAUAAGGACAAUGGAUAACAUCUUUCUACUAA